AUGGAUGAAAACACUGACGCCGAGAGAACACCGAGAUGGGGAAAAGGAUGUGUAAGUAUGCUGCAGGACGGACGUUAUCGGGUGCUGCAGGCAAGGUAUUACUUUUGUUCAUGCAGGGAAGAUGGGGAGUUGGAGGAAGGUGAGCUCGAAGAUGAUGGUGUUGAGGAGGAACCUCAGGAUACAUCUGAAUCUCAGGAGAAAAGCAAAAAAGAAAAACAGAGUGACACAGAUGAAGAUAAAGCCCACAAAAGAAUGAAGAGGAAAAGGAAACGAGAGAAGGAGAGAGAGAAAGAAAAGAGACGAUCAAAAAAGAGACGGAAAGCUAAGCACAGACGCCAUGCAACAUCAAGUGAAGAUUACUCUGAGUACAGUGAUGAUGAGUCGGAUUACAGUCCCACUGAAAAGGGACACAGAAAGUACAGAGAGUAUAGUCCUACAUACCCACUGCCUCAUCAGCAGUAUCCACCAGCACAUGGAGUCUCCAUGCCCAAAAAAGGUUAUGGAAAGCUGGACUCCAAAAGUUACAGUGGAUAUGAUGAGUAUGAUGAUGACCAGUAUGGAGAGUAUGAGGGAGGGGAAGAUGACGAUACGGGGAAAGAAGACUAUGAUGACUUUACAAAAGAGCUGAAUCAGUACAGGAAGGCUAAAGAAGGCACAAACAGAGGGAGGGGUGUAAGAGGACGAAGUCUCAGAGGUCGUGGAGGCAGAGGCAGUAUGAGAGAACGAGGAGGAAGAGGUAGCAUGGGAAGAGGAAGCAGAGGUGGUAGAGGGCGCGGAAAAGGUUCAGUGGGAGGCGAACCCAUGGAUGCUGAUGACAGCAUGUAUGAUGAAGAUGCAGAGGUUAUGGAGCCCAAAGAUGAAAAUGAUGAUGACAUGGAUGAUGAUGAUUUUGAUGAUUAUUCCAAAGAACUAAAUCAGUAUAGGAAAUCUAAAGAAGGCCAUCAUCGUGGCAGGGGAGGUCCAAACCGUGGACUAAGGGGGCGAGUAAGAGGACGAGGAUCUAAAGGUUUGAUGAGAGGCAGAGGUGGAAGGGGAAGAGGUGGCAAAGGAGGCAGCAACAUGGACCAUGAAAAUGCAUAUGAUGAUGAGACAGAAGAUGGUAGUGGAAUGCAUGAUCGGCCUCACCAGCAGUCAUCUGACAAAAAAGGGAAAGUCAUUUGCAAAUACUUUAUUGAAGGAAGAUGUACUUGGGGAGAGCACUGUAAUUUUAGCCAUGACAUAGAUCUACCAAAGAGGAGAGAGCUGUGCAAGUUUUACGUUACUGGGUUUUGUGCUAGAGGAGAUAACUGUCCAUACAUGCAUAGUGACUUCCCUUGCAAGCUAUUUCAUACAACAGGAAAUUGCAGUACUGGAGAUAAGUGUAUAUUUUCUCAUGAACCACUUACUGAAGAAACACAGGAGCUGCUUAACAAGAUGCUAGCCGAAGAUGCUGAAGCUGGUGCAGAAGAUGAAAAAGAAGUAGAGGAGCUCAAAAAGCAAGGAAUCAGUCCUCUGCCUAAACCACCACCUGGAGUUGGCCUGUUACCAACACCACCACGCCAUCCUCCUCCUCCUCCACCACCACCGCCUCCACCACCUCCUCCCCCACCCCCGCCACCACCUCCACCACCUGCUUCAACUUCCCCGGGUAUUCCAAUUGGCCCCCCACCUCAAGGGCCACCAGCACCACCACCACCACCAAUGCCACCAGCGCAGCAGCAGCAACAGCAGCAAGGGCAGAAGAAAAUCCCUUCUUUAUUUGAAAUUGUUGUUCAGCCUACAGCACAUCUGGCUCAUAAACUUGGUGUGAGAUCCCAAGGACCUUCACCUCCUUCAUCUUCAUCUACACCUGCUCCCACUGCUCCACCUCCCCCUCGUUUCCCAGGACCACCUGGGCAAAUGGUUCCUGGUUCUGGGCCAGGAAUGAGGCCUCCUGGGCCAGGACCCAUGGGUCAUGAAAUACCAGCUGGGCCAGGAAUGAGCCCAGGUCCACCAAUGGGACCUGGACCACCACUGAUUGCAUUUGGUCCGGGAGAGACUCCUUACUCUGGAAUGAUGCCUGCUAUUCCACCAACGCAAGAAUUCUUUGACAACUUCUUUGAACAAGACCAAAAUGUUGAAGUGGAUACUACCAUGGUGGGUGAUGGAGGUAACUAUAGUGGUUAUGGGGAAGCCGAAGAGGAAACCAGCACACAUGAUUUUGUCAAAGAACCACAGGAGUCUGAUGCUUUGGCUGAGGAAGAAGCCUCUACCUUACAGAAGGUGGUUAAUAUCCCUGACUUCCUUCCAUCCACUCAAAGAGCUCUUUAUCUUCGAAUCCGUCAGAAGCAACAAGAGGAAGAGAAAGCACGAAGGCAAGCUGAAAGUAACAAGCAGGAAAAAGAAAAUGAGGAAGGUGAUACUGGAAAUUGGUAUUCUAGUGAUGAAGAGGAUGGUGGAAGCAGUGUGACAUCUAUAUUGAAAACACUUAGACAGCAAACCACUGGCAAAUCACAUCAGGUUCAUGGGGAAUCGAAUAACAGUGCUGCCAUACAGGGGCCAGGGGAUCCUCGUAAUCAGAAAGUUUACAAUACAGCAGGCGGCAGACCUGCUGAUCCUCGCCUUUCAAGAGAUCCUAGACUCGCUAGAAAUGCAGACAGUUCCAUUACAGACUCUUCUCCUUGUGAUCCCAGAUUGGCUCGUCACAUUCCCUCCCAGAAGCAAGAUAAUAUUCAUUCCACUGGUACUGCAACUGCUGCCACUCAGAAAACUGUAUCUGUUGUUGUUGAUGAUGAUGAAGGAGAAAGAGCUUUGAGAGAUAAGCCAGUCAAUAUCCCUUUAGAGCCACAGCCAGGACAUGCCUUGAGGGACCCUAGGUCACUGCUUCAGCAAUUUAGUCAUAUCAAAAAGGAUGUUGUCUUAAACAAACCUGGUUUUGCCAAAACUGUACUCUGGAGUCCAGAGGAUCUCAUCCCGCUGCCUGUUCCAAAGCAAGACUUUAUUCCCCUACCAGCCAACUUUCAACAGUCAUCCUCUCUUGAUCCUCGGUUAAAUCGUCCUCAGCAAACAGGGCCAUCUGAUCCACGGCAGCGAAGUACAGCUGUACCGCCUGAAUCUAGUGGAUCUACUUCAGCUAGCAACCUUCCCGAUUUUGAGUUGUUGUCUAGAAUACUUAAGACUGUCAGUGCAGGGUCAUCUUCAGGAGCUACACCACCUGAUAAACAAACUAAUCCUAGAACACGAAAACUUCCAGCUGAUCCUAGGCUUCAGAGGUCCUUGGAAAUAGUUAAUUCUAAAACUGUGAAGCUUGCAGAUGCUGCUUUGUCUCCCACAGGAAGCCCUGGGAAUGAUGCAACACCUGCCACAGCUCCCUAUGAUCCUAGACUGCUUACAGCUGGUGGACUGAGUAAAGGUGCUGCUCAAAGUAGUAUGCUGAGUGGUAUCAGUUUGUAUGACCCAAGAACUCAGAGCUCAAGUGUCAAGAGCACAGACUCUUCCAGUGAGGGAAGCAUGCAGCCUAAAGGACUGGACGUCAAUAAACCUAGUAAGCAAAAGGAGCCUCCUUUUGUACGAAAGUCUGCACUAGAUCACCCAGAAACUGAAAAACCAAGUUCAGACUCAACAACAGACCGCUAUAACAGCUACAACAGACCUCGCCCAAAGACUGUAGCAAGCCCUUCACAAGAGACUAUGCAGCCUGGUGUACACAAUCUCCCUGUUCCUUCUCUCUUUGGAAUAGUAAAGCAGACUACAAAACCAGGUUCUUCAAGCCCCUUUGCAGGUAACAGUCCAGCCCAAGAGACUGAGCAGGAUGCUGGGUCCUUAAAAGAUGUUUUUAAAGGAUUUGAUCCUACAGCAUCCCCAUUCUGUCAAUAGUAUUAUUAGAACUUUUGUUAUGUAUCAUAUUUAAUAGCACAGUGUUGAUAACCAUUUUUAUGUCAGUGCUUAUGUUAAAUCUUUAACCUUGUAUAUAAGUUCAUGUUCCAAAUGUCAGUGUAUUAAAUAUAUUUAAUUUUGUAUUUUGUAAUGAUUUAUCAUUUGUCAUUUUGUGGUUACAAUUUUUUAAACCUGUUCACAAACAGACUUUUUAGUCUUGCUAUGUUGCAGUCACCAUUCAGUUCAAAAUCAUUGUAAACAAAAUGUUAUAAGUACUGCUGCAUAUGGUUAAACAUAUUUUUUCAGUGGUUUCUCCUGUACAAUGAUCAUUUUUCUAUGUAUUCUGUCCACCAGUACCCCACAACUAUAUAACCUUUUCCAGUUGCAUUUAAUAGGCAACAUAGAAAGUAAGAAUUGUAACUGCUGUGUGGUGCAAUGUUAAUUCAUUUUAAAGUAGUUACGUCAUUCUUCAAGUACUGAACCAUGGUGCAGUGGAAGUGUCAAUCAUUAAGUCCUUUACAGCUCCCUCAUUCAUUUCUGCUUCAGUGGUCUUCAGAAUUAUCUUGUUUUUUGCAGUCAUUUUAUGCUUCAUGCUUGCCAAUACAAAUAUGAGAGCUUGAAAUUCUUUGGAAAGGUUUGGACUAGAAUAUGAUCAGUACAUGUCAGUGUUUACUGUCUGCAUUUUUGUUAGGACCUCAGCACUAAUUAUGUAACUAGGCAGACUCAAUGUAUGCCAUCAUACACACUUUCUAAAUUGUAUUUUUUUUUUCAGGAUCCUGACUGUGAUCAUUCAGUCAGGAACCCCUCAAUCAGCUCUGUAAUAUUUAAUUGCAGAUUGAGCAGCAGAAUUAAGUUUCUAAACGUACACUGUCUGGGGUUGGGAUAGCUACAUUAUAGAGAUGGUGUAUCGUUCCAAAAAUCCUAGCUACAUCCCUGCUCCAUACCUUUUUGAUUAUUAUACAGCUGUUUCAGUCAGGUUACUUGCCUAUUUUGUCAGAUGUGUUAUCGCUGCAAAAUGGAUACUGCGUCAGAUCAUUCACUUAGGUGUUUUUUUUCCCUAAUAAAACUUUAAAUUGAUUAUUUUUCUGUAAACUCUGGCUUUAGACAGUUGGCAAAUAGUUAUUUUUUCAUGACAGCCUUUCUAAAGUUUCCUUAUAGGUAUUCUUUAUUCUACAUGUGACGACCAAUAGCGGUGACUAGUUUUGUAGUCCAUUUGUGAUGGAUACUUGUUUUUGUAGUAAUGUAUCAGUAUGUCUACUUUCUUGUAGCUAUGUUGCAUUGUAGCCACAUGUAAAGCAGCUAAAACAAAUACUGGGCUCAGUUACAAAUGACAUACAAUGUUUUUUUGUAAUAUGCAGUGUGAAAUACAUUUAAAAUUUUGCCAGUUGCUUUGCUGUAUAGUCUAAGCAUGUAACCCAACUCUUCAUACUGCUUAUUGCAUCUGAGAUUACAAUAAAUACAGACAAAGUAAUUUGAGAUGAAACCAUGGGAAUUAUUUUCAUCAUGUAUAUAUAUAGAUUGUAAAGCAGCUUCACUUCUGUUUUACAUAAAAUUAAGAUUUUUGUUAACCAAUAGUACAGAUUAUUCUGAAAAGAAAAAGAAUGUAGACAAUCCUUCUGUCAAUAGCAGGAUCAUGGCUUUGAAUGGAAAUGAUAAAAAAACAAAUACCAUAUUGCUUAAGUAUUUUCAUGAUUAUGUUUAGUUUACAGACAUAGUUUAGACAGUAAAAUUUGCCCACUUGUUGGAGUUAAGUUGUGAGCAUUAUGUUUAUGAUGGUUACCAGAUAGUUUUAAAACAGAUGUUUUGUAAAAAGACUUCUGAGGUAAAGGGUAAUCAAAUGCUGUCUGAGGCAGGGACGAUUAAGUAUGUCAGACUGUCAUACUUACUUGGACUUAAAUGCAUUAUUUCUUCUGCUUAGCAGUGGUCAGGGGGCAAUACAGAGACUGUAUUGGAGAGAGAGCUUAACAUCACCACUUGUCAUUAAUGUCUUUGCCUGUUUCUGCAUGUUUACAGGUCUUUGGUCUUGGCAAUUUAUAGGGCUUAAAGUGUUCUUGAAAUGUUUUUUUCUUGGAUUUUGAAGCUGUUAACCUGACAAGCCCUACAGCAUCUGAUGUAGUGCUGACAUCUGUUUUUUCCCCCCAUUGAACAGAAAGUCAGGUCUAGUAGGGUAAGGGGAGACUUAGCCCAGAGGUGCCAGUGGAGGGGAGGAUAGGCCAGUAAAUCACUGACUAGUCAUGUGGGGCAAGAGGCUAUCUGCUUUGUGCUUGCAAGUUUCUGAAGUGUAUUUAAAUAGACUGCAUUAAGCUUGUGUCCUCUUACUUUGCCAGUAACUCUGAUCAUUACCCACUGCAUGUAAUGCAGAACACUGCCAACAUUUUUUUUCAUUACAAGUAGGUGAGGGUGAUGCAAACCAUUAGAAUUCACAUCAGUUGAAUUUGGUGGUAAGACUCCUCAAUUAACCAAACUUACAAAAACUGCACUGCUUGCACUUCAUUCUAAUUGUUGUAUCCAGCCUCAAACAGUAUUGAUGUAUGCAUACAAUGAAUGUAAAACUUGUUUUAUUAGUUUGGAAAGAAUUUCAUUUGAAAUGCAGUACAGAAAUAAGUAUUUUGAUUUGUAGUACAGUUUGUUUAUGGAGUAAUGUCAACAGUAGUUGAAAGCUGUUUAAAACAAUGUACAGUAUGAAUAUUAACACUCCCAUUUAUAAAAUUAAAUGCACAAAUACUGUGUUAAGCUAAAAUAACCUCUUGUACAUCUGAUCACCUGUAGGUUCAUGCCAAGAAAUAUUACUUUGUAGAAGUAAAAUAGACUUAAGUGCAUUUUUGUUUUAUGGAAUGCCUCUUACAGCCCAGUGGAAGUGUCGCUGUUUUCACUACUGCACAUUUUGUAAGCACCUGAAGUACUUAAAAAAGUUUCAAGUACUUUGAUGAUUGGCACUUAAGAGUAAAAUACAGGUGUAAACUAAUGUAUUUGUAAUAAAUAUCCUGUAAAUUUAUUAAUAGAAUGUCCUUGUAUGCUGCUGUUGACCAGCUGAAAUUGCAGUUCGAAUCCAUUAGUGUAAAUAUUUCUGCAGUGCACUAUUCUUUUUAUUUGUUUCUGCUGUGCUGUAUUUUUGUAUGUUUGUACAUUUUAAAAGCAUACACUAUAUUCAUCUUUAAACAAGCUAAAAAUCACUUAAAUAUGAAAGUGUUCAUGGGUAGUAUACAUCUUAUUUUUCAGGUGUACUUAAUUUGAAAGUGACAGUGAAUAUGGGCAAAUAACAGCCAUUGACUUUUUACAAUGUAAGAUCCUCAGAGCAAAAAUGCAGUAAAAAAGUAGAGGUUUCCCCUGGAAGGCCUUUAACAGUAAUAUGAAGUAUCAAAGAACUUUAAAACAUGCACAUAUUCCUGCAGUGUGUUAUUGGAAUGUGACUUUUUUAUUUGCAGCUUUCGUUAUCCUUUGUUUUUAUUCUUAGUUUACUCAAAUCAUGUGCUUAGCUUCCUUUGAAGUGUCUUUCAGACACAUUGCACACUAGUUAAUGGUAUCCCACAGGAGAAUAGUAGAUAAAUGUUGGCAUUCUUACUCUGUAGUACACACUAUUGAAUUAGACUAGGUACCACCUAUCAUCUCUUACCAGUUUAUUUAACAUACGGAAGAGUUUGUGCACAUCUGUGUUCACAAACAUUUUUAAUUUUUUUCUCUGUGCUACCUUUCCAGCAGUAGAUUCCCAGUGCUUCAAUUGUAAUUGAAUUAUAGCAAAAGUGCUGAAUUUGUAAAGCCUGUGGGAUGGCUAAAUGAUGUAAUUCUUGAGUUAAUUUAUAGAUCAUCUUAAGAAUUGUUUCCCCAAAGAAGACUGCAGUUUUGUAUUGUCUUCUCACAUAGAAUUGUGUUUUAGAUAUGUCCACUAAACGUUAUUCUGAAUUGAUCACUACCAGUCCAUCAGUGGCAGUGAGCAUUUGCCUUCCAGCAUACCACUUUAGGAAAUCCAACAUAUCAUUUUGGAUAACUUGUUUGAAUUCUUGGUAUUCUUCCACUCUGAGGAACAUGUUUAGAAAUCCAGACUACAUGCUGUUAAAUAAUGUUUUAGAAAUACCUUAGAAUACUAAUUUAUACAUAUGAAAACAUUUAUGUUAAAAGAAAUGAAAAAAUAAAAUAGUUGCAAAUUCAGUACGGUAAUUGUAUUCCAGACUUGCAACAAAUAUAUUUUUUUCAUCAAGGAAAAGCUUAAACUGUACUUCAAGAAGUUAUAUUAAAAUGUGUAAAUACUGUUAUUAAACAAGUUCAAGUCACUAUUAAUGCAAAUAUGUAAAUACUGCGUUAUUUUUUACAUUUAAAUGUUAUGUUGCAUGGGUCUUUAUUUGUAAUACAUCUGUCUUCCAGAAAUUUGUCAGUACAUUUCUGCUAUGUGACCUUUCAUCAUUGUAUUACUGCUAUUAAAGAAUGCAGUUGUUUUAAACUGUAA
This is a messenger RNA of Protopterus annectens (West African lungfish), 8275 nucleotides long. It is a transcript of the gene ZC3H4, whose product is annotated as zinc finger CCCH-type containing 4. Gene Ontology annotation, molecular function: RNA binding; metal ion binding. Lineage: Eukaryota; Metazoa; Chordata; Ceratodontiformes; Protopteridae. The record is from RefSeq and is a predicted model, not a curated record. The transcript is spliced from 14 exons. Bases 1 to 3834 code for a protein of 1277 amino acids. Gene Ontology annotation, biological process: negative regulation of DNA-templated transcription. Gene Ontology annotation, cellular component: nucleus.